This is a messenger RNA of Polychytrium aggregatum, 1722 nucleotides long. Its product is annotated as tyrosine phosphatase family-domain-containing protein. Lineage: Eukaryota; Fungi; Chytridiomycota; Chytridiomycetes; Polychytriales. Bases 115 to 1311 code for a protein of 398 amino acids. Gene Ontology annotation, molecular function: phosphatase activity. The record is from RefSeq and is a predicted model, not a curated record. The transcript has a single exon.
UGGAUGUGGUCGCUGGAUGUGGUCGCUGGAUGUGGUCGCUGGAUGUGAUCGCUGGAUGUGGUCGUUGGAUGUGGUCGCUGGAUGUGGUCGCUGAAUGGAUGAUGCAAUUGCUGGAUGGUUGCCAUUGUGCAUUGCACUGCGGGACGCCGAGACGCUCUCGCCCGGGUUCUCAGCCAUGGUUUCGCUUCCCCGCGAUCCGACCUGCACCGCCGAUCCUGGCUCGCAUCUCGCUCGCUCUUCUGGCGCAAAUCUUAUCCCCGCAAGCUGUGCCCUUCCCGUCGAGCCAUGGCAACCGUCUUGGAAAAGCUGCCGCCCCUCUAUCCGCCGUUCCGGUUCAGCUCCGCCGAGGAGGACCUUCAUCGCGGCGCAUACCCCAAGCCCAGAAACUACCGCUUCCUCAAGCGUCUCGGUCUCAAAACCAUCCUCUCGCUGGUGCCAGAUCCGCCCGAUCUGGGCGACUUUAUUACCGACAACCCGCACGUCAAUGUCAUCCAUAUCCGCGUCGACAAACCCAAGGACAACGUCCCCCUCUCCUUCCAGAAGGCCGCCACCAUUCUCUCCGUCAUCAUCGACCCGGUCAAUCUGCCCAUGUACGUCCACUGCCUCGACGGCACCAUCGUGGUCGGGACAGUCAUCAUGUGUCUGCGCAAGCUGCAGGGCUGGCCACUUUCAAGCUCGAUCCUCGAGUAUACCCGCUCGCUGCGCGACGGUGUCAUCGGCUCCGAAGAGUCCGAGUUUGUCGAAAAGUUCAACGGCGAGGUCGAGCUGAAGGAAAGGCUGCCCAGGUGGCUCUGGAACGGCGUCACCAUUCGCAAGCAUCCCACCCUCAAGCUCAAGUUUUCGUCGCCUCUCCAGGUCCCUGCCCAGGCACCAGCAGCCGGCGGACCGGCACAAUCCUCGCCACCGCUCUCUCAGAGCACCCCUUCCAAUCCACCUUUUCACCAGCAGCUCCAGCAGCCGGCCACACAGGGCUCGAUACCCAGCCUCAACCGCACGUCUUCACAUGCGUUGACAUUCGACGUCGGGACAAUCCCUACCAACGGCUCCGUUUCUGCGCUGGCGCUUGCCCAAGGCUCUACCCAGCCUAUGAAUCCGACACACUCGAACGACUACUUUGGCAAAUACUCGAUCCCGGUCGUGGACUCGCCCUUCCAGAGGGACCCCAGGGCCACGGCAGCGCUACCCAGUCCGGAGCAGGAGGCGCGCCAGCCACUCGCAGUCGACGACGACGAUGACGACGAUGCCGAGGUCUCGAUGAUGGUGCAGGCUCUGGCCCUGGAGGCAUACACCCCGCGGACGGCGAGCAAGUAGAAUCUGGCCCGCGCUCGAUGGCGAAUAUAGAUCGGCAGUGCCAUCGCAAGUGCAUCGAGCUCCACCAACGAUCCGCGCUCUCGAUAUACGUCUAUCACGCUCCCUCGAUACGCCCAUCAGACUCCCUCGAUAUACGUCCAUCACAGCGCCUGUUCGGCCGCCCUUGUCGACAUGCAAAUCCCUCUGAUACUCGUGCUCACUGGCCUAGCAACCUUGCCGUUGGAAUCCACGGGUGGAUCAUCUGUGUCAUAUAUAUGUUGACACUGGCGUGCCCGGAUAUCCCGCCAUUGAUGGUGUGCUCGAGUCGCAGCCAGGCUCACCAAUACAUGUGUACGUACUCACGCUUGGCGUAGAGUCAAGUAGGCCACCAUAUGUAACUCGCUUGAUACCGGUGGUUCGUUGGAUCGAUCA